Molecule: messenger RNA, 6844 nt
Organism: Camelina sativa (false flax)
Lineage: Eukaryota; Viridiplantae; Streptophyta; Magnoliopsida; Brassicales; Brassicaceae
Source: RefSeq, a predicted model, not a curated record
UCUCUCUCUCUCUCUCUCUCUCACACACUACUCUUUUUGUUUGCCUCUCCUCAACUCUGUCUGGGCUUGUUCUCUUCGCUCUAUGUUUCUUCUACAGUGAUAAUGGCGAAGAAUAAUGCCAUCGACAACGUUCCUCUGUCGCGAUUCGACGUUCUCGUCGCCCAGCUUGAGUCGAUUGUGGCGUCAGCUUCACAGAAAAACCCUGACCCUCUCCUCUGUUUCGAGAUCCUUUCUGAUCUUAUUUCCGCCAUCGAUGAAGAGCCCAAGGAGUCUUUGUUAGUCACCCAAAGAAAAUGCGAAGAUUCCUUGUAUUCUCUGGUUACUCUAGGUGCUCGAAGACCAGUACGUCAUCUUGCGUCUGUGGCUAUGGCGAAAAUAAUUUCAAGUGGUGAUAGUAUUUCGAUAUACUCUAGAGCUAGCUGUUUACAAGGGUUUCUUUCCGAUGGGAAGAAGAGUGAUCCUCAGCGAGUUGCAGGUGCUGCCCAAUGCUUGGGAGAGCUGUAUCGUCAUUUUGGGAGAAAAAUUACGUCUGGCUUGUUCGAAACAACAGUUAUUGUAACAAAACUAGUGAAGUUUAAUGAGGAUUUUGUGAGACAAGAAGCCUUUAUCUUGCUUCAAAGUGCUUUGGAAGGCUGCGGUGGUACAGCUGCUGCCACUGCAUACUCAGAAGCAUACCGUCUCAUCACAAGAUUUUCCACUUCGGACAAAUCAUUCGUUGUGAGAAUUGCUGUUGCUCGUUGUUUGAAGGCUUUUUCCAACAUUGGGGGACCAGGUCUUGGUACUAGCGAAUUUGAUACUUUAGCCUCUUACUGUGUCAAGGGUAUUGAAGAUCCAGAAUCAUCUGUCCGAGAUGCAUUUGCGGAGGCUUUGGGCUCAUUGCUUGCACUAGGAAUGCAUCCUGAAGUGCAUGUCCAACCUAGAGGUAAAGGUCCAUUUCCACCAGCAAAGAAACUGGAAGGUGGUCUGCAGAGGCAUUUAAUUUUGCCCUUCACAAAAGCGAUUGGAUCUCGGGCAAAGAAUACACGGUUCGGUUUGGCUCUGUCAUGGGUGUUCUUUUUACAGGCCAACAGGAUAAGGUAUUUGGAUUCAGAUAGUGAGCUUCAAGACUAUUCUUUGCACGUCAUGGACAUGUUGCGGGGUGGCUCCUCAAUUGAUGCCCAUGCACUUGCAUGUGUUCUUUACAUCCUACGGGUUGGCGUAAUUGAUCAAAUGAUGGAACCAAGCCAGAGAAGCUUUUCCGUGUUUCUCGGAAAGCAGCUUCAGUCUUCAAAUGCUGGUCCAUCAAUGAAAAUAGUUGCUUUGCGGGCUUUGUCAUUCACGCUGAAAACAUUGGGAGAGGUUCCCCAUGAAUUCAAGGAUUUUUUCGAUGAUACAGUGGGUGCAGCAUUAUCACAUUUUUUGGACCUUGUACGUGUUGAGGCCGCUUUAACUUUACGUGCUUUGGCUGAGGUUGAUCCUACGUGCGUUGGUGGGUUGACAUCUUUUGCUGUAACCACUCUUAAUGCUUUACGGGAAAGUUUAUCUUUUGAAAAGGGAGAAAAAUUGAAAACUGAUCUUGCUUCUUUGCAUGGGCAAGCAGCAACGUUGGCAGCUCUAGUCUCCAUUUCUCCUGGACUAUCCCUUGGUUAUCCUGCUAGAUUGCCAAAGUCGGUGCUUGAAGUUUCAAAGAAGAUGCUAACAGAAUCAAGGAGAAAUGUUACAGUUGCCUCAAGUGAAAAGGAAGCAGGAUGGUUAUUGCUAUCAUCAUUAUUAAAUUCUAUGCCAAAAGAGGAGUUCGGGGACCAAGAUUUUGAUAUUCUAAUCUUGUGGACUGACGUCUUUACUGGAAAUCCAGAAAACUUGAUCAAACAACAGGGAGACUUAAAAUCUACGUUAAGUGUGUGGUCUGCUGCAAUUGACGCACUCACAGCUUUUGUACGACGUUUUGUAUCUUGUAAUGAUGGUAUCCUGCUCCAACCUGUACUGGCAAACCUCCGUAGCGCUUUGUCUAGUGUAUCGACAAUGGCCAAUAAACGGUUUUCUGAUGUCAAAACUUUCGUCGACAUACUCAUCAUAAGAAUAUUGAUAGCUUAUCAGUCUAUCCCAGAACCCUUGGCCUAUAAAAGUGAGCAUCAACAAAUUAUUCAGCUAUGCACAACACCAUAUAGGGAACCUUCUGGAUGUGAGGAAAGCUCGUGCUUGAAGGCGCUCCUUGACAAAAGAGAUGCAUGGCUUGGUCCUUGGAUUCCUGGCAGGGAUUGGUUUGAAGAUGAGCUUCGCUAUUUUCAAGGUGGGGAAAAUGGUCUAGCACCAAGUGUAUGGGAAAGUAAAGUUUCUAGUUUCCCGCUGCCAGAGACUGUGAAAAAGACAUUGGUGAAUCAGAUGGUUCUCUGCUUUGGUAUCAUCUUUGCUUCUCAGGAUAGCCAAGGGAUGCUCUCACUUCUUUCGGUCAUACAACAGUGUAUGAAAGCUGGAAAGAAGCAACAUUGGCGUACAGCCAGUUUGACUAACAUUUGUGUUGGACUACUUGCCGGUUUAAAGGCUUUGCAUGCUCUACGUCCCCAGCAACUAACAACGGAAGUAUUAAGCUCAGGGCAAGCCAUUUUUCAGAAUAUUUUAACAGAGGGAGACAUUUGUGCGUCGCAACGCAGGGCAGCAUGUGAGGGUCUAGGUCUUCUAGCUCGUCUUGGAAAUGACAUCUUUACAGCAAGAAUGACCAGAGGGCUUCUUGGCGACCUAAGUGGAAUAACAGAUCCAAACUAUGGUGGAUCAAUUGCUCUUGCACUUGGUUGCAUUCAUCACAGUGCAGGAGGAAUGGCAUUGUCGUCCUUAGUACCUGCUACUGUUAGUUCAGUCUCAUCUCUGGCCAGAACUUCUGUUCUUGGUCUUAAGAUCUGGGCCCUGCAUGGGCUUCUUUUGACCAUUGAAGCUGCUGGUUUAUCAUUCGUAUCUCAUGUUCAGGCAGCAUUAGGACUUGCCUUGGACAUUUUGUUGACUGAAGAAAGUGGAUGGAUCGACCUUUCUCAAGGCAUUGGACGCCUUAUUAACGCUAUUGUUGCUGUCCUUGGUCCUGAGCUGUCUCCUGGAAGUAUUCUGUUUUCACGCUGCAAGUCUGUUAUCGCAGAGAUUAGUUCUUGGCAAGAAAUUCCAACACUACUUGAGAGCGUCUGUUUUACCCAGCAGCUUAUUCUUUUUGCUCCACAAGCAGUUUCAGUACAUUUACAUGUGACGAAUCUUCUAAUGACGCUGGCAUCAAGACAGCCGAUAAUUAGACGUCUAUCUGUGUCAACUCUUCGGCAUUUGAUUGAGAAGGACCCGGUUUCUGUCAUUGACGAGCAGAUAGAGGACAACUUAUUUCAGAUGUUGGAUGAAGAAACUGAUUCGGAGAUUGGGAAUCUGAUCCGAAGUACCUUGAUACGCCUGCUUUAUGCAACAUGCCCAUCACGCCCAUCUCGAUGGAUGUCAAUAUGCCGGAACAUGGCCCUUGCAGCAUCCGCUGGAAGGAGUGCUGAAACGAACAUCGCAGAAAGCGAUCCUGCUAACACAAGAGAGAAGAUUGGAGAUGAUGAUGAAGACAUGGUUUCUAGCUCUACUGGGAAAUCUAGACGUGCCAAUCCUGAUAAAGACAAAACCUUGAGAUAUCGAACCAGAGUUUUUGCAGCUGAGUGUUUGAGUCUUUUGCCAGAGGCUGUAGGAAAUGAUGCUGCUCAUUUUGAUAUUUUAUUGGCGAGGAAACUUGCUGCCGAUAGACAAAGCUCAGGUGACUGGUUAGUCCUUCAACUACAAGAGCUGAUAUCUCUUGCUUAUCAGAUAAGCACUAUUCAGUUUGAAAACAUGAGGCCAAUUGGAGUUGGACUUCUUAGUACUAUUCUUGAAAAGUUUAAAUUGGUAGCCGACCCUGAACUUCCUGGACAUCUUCUUCUGGAACAAUAUCAGGCUCAACUUGUGUCUGCUGUUCGUACUGCCUUGGAUGCAAAUUCUGGCCCUGCUCUUCUGGAAGCUGGGUUACAAUUGGCCACAAAGAUAAUGACCAGUGGAAUAAUAAGCAGUGAUCAAGUUGCAGUCAAACGCAUAUUUUCUCUGCUUUCACGUCCACUCACUGACUUCAACGAAUUAUAUUAUCCUUCGUUUGCUGAAUGGGUCACAAGCAAGAUCAAGAUCAGGCUUCUUGCUGCACAUGCCUCGCUUAAGUGUUAUAUAUUUACGUUCUUGAGGAAACACCAUGGUGAGGUGCCAGUAGAAUUUGAAGCACUGUUGCCAUUGUUUUCCAAGAGUUCGGAUCUGCUCGGGAGGUACUGGAUUCAGGUCCUAAGGGGCUACAGUUAUGGUUGCUUAUGUCAGAAUCUGGAAAGAAGUCAGUGCUCAUUCUUAGACGAAAUCCCGCCACAUACUGUGUCGAGAAGGCUACAGCCUUGUCUGGAAGAGGCAUGGCCUGUCAUCCUGCAAGCUUUAGUCCUGGAUGCUAUGCCUGUUUAUCAUAGUGUGGAAGAAUUUUCUGAUAGCUCCUUAAUAUCUAGAUAUCGCAUGGUUACUUUAGAGGUUGAAGAUUAUCAGUUUCUAUGGGGCUUUGCUGUACUUGUCUUAUUUCAGGGGAUGCAUCCAGCCUCUAAUACGCAAGUAAUACCUUUUAGCUCAGCUAAAAUCAAAUGUAGUGGAGACUCCACCAUCAAUGAAUCUUCAUUCCAAGGCCUAGAGUUAUAUGAAAUUGUAUUACCAAUUUUCCAGUCUCUUUCUGCUGAAAGAUUUUUCACCAGUGGCUUUGUCAGCGUAGAUCUCUGCCAAGAACUUUUGCAGGUUUUCUCGUAUUCUUUUCAUAUGGACAGUUCCUGGGAUAUUCUUGCAGUAUCAGUAGUGCAAGAGAUUUCACAAAACUGUCCAAAAGAUUUUCUUGAAAGUGAGCAGUUUGCCUAUUCGACCAUUGAACUCUGUCUGGGGUACCUUUUCAAAAUUCUCCACAGGCAUAAUGAAAUUUCACCAGAUGAUGACAUUUGGGAUAAUUUGCUUUCUCCUUUAUUUAUCUCCAUAAAGACUCUUGGCUACAAGUGCAUCCGGGAAGUCCCCACUGACGCAUACCUAUCAAUAGCUCUUGAGAUUGUGAAGUCCACCAAUGAGUUAUUGCUUAAGCUUACCAGAGCCUCAUCACAAAAACCUUCAACUGAUGACACUAAUUUUGCUGCCGAUAGUAGUGUUCAUAUAAGAGCAAUUUUUGGUGCUUGUCUGCACAUGGUUGAUGAUCUGACUAAAGAUUGUAUCAAUGGUAUCCAUCUUGUGGACAACAAGAGAUCAGGGUUACGCAAGCUUCUUCAGUUGAAGCUUGUAUUCUGUCUGGAACAACUUUUCUCACUGGCUAAGCUUGCCUACGAGUUUGACUGUCCAGUAGAUGAAACUAAUACCAAUUCUAUCUGUAUUGCCAUGUUGAAGAGUUGCCAAAUUAGUAUAGCAGCAGUAAUGAAAGAUUCUAAUGUUCAGGUUCAAGCUACUGUUUUACAAGUGCUAAAAAGCUUGGUUCAGCGUUACAAAAACCCAGAGGAGAAAAGUUUUGCGGUCUUCUUUGUCGGCGAACUUAUUGGAGAUAUUGUCAGUCUAAUGCAGAGGGCGCUUCUGAAACCUAUGAAUAAGGAAUCAGUGAUCAUAGCUGGUGAAUGCUUGCGGUUCAUAAUGCUACUUCAGACACACUCAAUUACUGAUGAAGAUAUCAUCCGUGCUUCCGUCUCUAAAGAUAGUGCCCUUCCAAAGCCAAAAUCCUUGGUUCCACCCAUGGAUAUCAGAUUACCAGCACCUAUGGUAGCAACACCUGAAAAAGUUACCUCUACUGCUGAUAUGGUUAAAGCAGAAGUAUUGCCCACUGUGCCAACAUCAUUCAAUCAGGUUAGCACAAUAGAAAGUGGAAUUGACGAAGAAAAUGACGAGGAGUAUGAAGAAGAAGAUGAUGAUGAUGAUGAUGAUGAUUGGGACACUUUCCAGUCUUUUCCUGCUUCCACAAAUCUUGAAGGGCCAGAGUCUAAGACAGAAAGUGUUGCUGAAGAGGAGCCAGAUCUUCCUGGGAGUUCUUCUAUACAUGAUAAUGAAUCAAAUACUUUAGUACUAGCAGAAGAAGCUGAUGAUCAAAAUCUUGCAUCUGACCACCAUGCCACAGACACCACAAGAGAAGAUUCAAAUGACAAAAGCAAAGAGGUUGAAGAGGAAACAGUAGAGCCAUGUUUUACGACAAGAGAAGACUCGGUUGACAAAAGCAACGCGGUUGAAGAGGAAACAGUGGAGUCAUGUUUCACGACAAGAGAAGACUCGGUUGACAAAAGCAAAGAGGUUGAAGAGGAAACAGUAGAGCCAUGUCUCAUAGAAGAAGCUCUUACAAGCCAGAAUGACAAAACCUUAUCUGAUGAACAUCCUCUUGAAAUGAAGGAACAAUCAGUUGAAAGUAAGAAUUUGGAAUCAGAAAAUAUUGGAACUGAUAUCAAACUUGCUUCAACUGAGAUAGAUUCACCAGCACCAGAUGAUGAUCAUGAACCGCAACAAACUCAAACGUCACUCGAGGAUGAAUCUAGCAAGGAACAUGUUGGGGCAGAUGUUAUCGUAACGGAACAGACAAUGGCUGAAAAUAAGAGCGAGGAGGAUUAAAUAUGUUAGGAGACUGGUGAUACAAAAUUUUACUGUAAACAUUUUUAUGAUUCAUUUGUGUUUGUCUUUAUGCGUCAUUUCAGUUGCUGUGAAUGCGCUCUGGUUUGGGGAUAAACCUUGAAAUUGGUUUAUUACAUUGUUUGGUUUUUCUACUGUGAUUUCUUGUAAAAAAAACUCCUCUCAAUCUCUGCGCAAGUGCUAAUUAGCGACAGUGUAGAGAAUAUAUAAGUAAACAUGUAUUUUACUA